Dictyostelium purpureum is the source of this 240-nucleotide messenger RNA. RefSeq lists its product as uncharacterized. The record is from RefSeq and is a predicted model, not a curated record. The transcript has a single exon. The coding region runs from base 1 to 240 and encodes 79 amino acids. NCBI's taxonomy places the organism in Eukaryota, Evosea, Eumycetozoa, Dictyosteliales, Dictyosteliaceae.
AUGAAAUUAAAAUAUUAUAAAAAAAAAAUUUUUAAAUGUGAAAAUAAUAUUAUGUAUAAAUGGGAGAAAUAUAACUUUAUUUAUAUAAAGGACUAUCAACCAGCACUUUGGUAUAUCUAUACUUUAAUACUGUUGAAAGCCUCCAUUAUUGUAAAUAAAUUUUUGAAGAGCGAUUGGAGACAAUGGCAACAACCAAGACGAACAAAGAUAAUGGCAGCAAGCGAGAUGACAAAAAUAUAA